Messenger RNA from Lycium barbarum (goji berry), 1297 nucleotides. RefSeq names its product heme oxygenase 1, chloroplastic. The record is from RefSeq and is a predicted model, not a curated record. NCBI's taxonomy places the organism in Eukaryota, Viridiplantae, Streptophyta, Magnoliopsida, Solanales, Solanaceae. The transcript is spliced from 4 exons. The coding region runs from base 266 to 1135 and encodes 289 amino acids. Gene Ontology annotation, biological process: phytochromobilin biosynthetic process; heme oxidation. Gene Ontology annotation, molecular function: heme oxygenase (decyclizing) activity.
ACUUCCCAUAUAUAAAUCCCACUAAAAAAAAUAAAAAAUUAUAUAUAUUUUUUUCUAGAUAGAGCAUAUAGAUACAACUUGGGUUCUUGUAUCUAUAAAAAUUCUUGCUUCUAAGAAACUCAACAGCCAUUAUUAAAGAAUACUAACAAAGAUUCAUUUUUUUUUUUUGGCUAUCAUCACUUCUUUCUUGUUCCAAUCCAUUCAAGAAGAAGGUUAAGCCAUCCUUUUCACUUAUUUUUUUUUUCAAAAAAAAAAAAAAACCCUUAUGGCUUCUAUAACACCAUUAUCUCAAUCUCAUUUUACUGAAAAUCAGUUUUUUUCAGCACCUUUUUCAAGACUCACUCAAAGUUCAAGUCUUUCACUGAGAAAAUCAGCUCAAAAUCAGUUUUUUUCUCAAAGUUCAAAUUUUUUGUUGAAAAAAUCAUCAAGAAUGGUGUUGGUGUCAGCAACAACAGCUGCACAUGAGAAAUCAAAGAAAAAGUAUCCUGGUGAAGCUAAAGGAUUUGUUGAGGAAAUGAGAUUUGUAGCUAUGAAGUUGCAUACUAAAGAUCAAUCUAAGGAAGGGGAAAAAGAACCUGAAGGUCAACCUAUGGCUAAAUGGGAACCUAGUGUUGAAGGGUACUUGAAGUUCUUGGUUGAUAGUAAAUUGGUUUAUGAUACUUUGGAGAAGAUUAUGGAAAAGGCUUCUUUUCCUGAGUAUGCUGAGUUCAGGAACACAGGAUUAGAAAGGUCUGAGGGCUUAGCAAAGGAUUUGGAGUGGUUUAAGGAGCAAGGUUAUGCCAUCCCGGAGCCGUCAACUCCUGGUCUUAGCUAUGCUCGUUACUUAGAGGAGCUAUCAGAAAAGGAUCCUCAAGCAUUCAUUUGCCAUUUUUACAACACGUACUUUGCACACUCAGCUGGAGGUCGCAUGAUAGGGAGAAAGGUAGCAGAAAAGAUACUCGACAAGAAAGAACUGGAAUUCUACAAAUGGCACGGUGACCUUUCUCAGCUGCUGCAGAAUGUUAGGGAGAAGCUGAAUAAAGUUGCAGAAGUAAAAUCCUUAAAUUGGACUAGAGAGGAGAAGAAUCAUUGUUUGGAAGAGACCGAGAAGUCAUUCAAGUUCUCUGGGGAAAUCCUCCGAUUGAUAUUAUCUUGAUGCACGACUUUGCGCUUUGUUUCCUUGUUAAACUUGUACAUUGGAUGGUCAAAAAGCUUAAAAUGCUGUGAAUACUCGUGUUCGUUUUUGCUUUGGAAUUUCAAAUUCUGUCUGUUGUGUAUAAUAACUUGAUUCUAAUUCAAGUAUUAUAUUGUCUUUCAA